Patella vulgata (common limpet) is the source of this 5613-nucleotide messenger RNA. Its product is annotated as annexin A5. NCBI's taxonomy places the organism in Eukaryota, Metazoa, Mollusca, Gastropoda, Patellidae. The transcript has 11 exons. Gene Ontology annotation, molecular function: calcium ion binding; calcium-dependent phospholipid binding. The coding region runs from base 686 to 2515 and encodes 609 amino acids. The record is from RefSeq and is a predicted model, not a curated record. Gene Ontology annotation, cellular component: cytoplasm.
GUUCAAAAUUUCGUUUUACUUGUCUUUACUACACUUGGAUCUGGAAGACUUGUUAUUUAACUCGUGUUCUGCUUGAAUUGAGGGGUCAGCCAAUCAAAUGGUCUGUCGAAUCGAGUGUUUGACCUUUUUUGCCCGGAACUGUGGGUAAUCCACUAGUAACAUCAAUGCUGAUUGGUCAAUCAAAUGUCUGACGUCAUAGGUCAAAAGUCGGUCUUUUGACCCUUGAUGUGACCUAUCGCUAUAACUUGUCAGAUCUUCAUGUAGUGUAGGCCAUCGAAAGUAUAAAAAACCGAAACGAAAUAUAGAUCUGUAUUUUAAUCAGAUUGAAUUAGUUACAUUAUAUUAAGAAUUCUAGUCACUGGAAUUUGAAGUGAAGGGGUUAUACCAACAAAACAGAAGGGUUGAUUAUUAUGUCACGUGAAAUACAUUAUAUUAAGAAUUUUAGGGGAAAUGUGGGUGAGAGUUUAGUCAAACAAAUCAGAAGGUUUGAUACUAUGGCAUGGCAAUUACACUACAUUGAGGAUUUGAGGGAAUUUGAGGUGAUGGGUUAGUCCAACAAAACAGAAGGGUUGAGAUAAUAGAUUCCUUUGACAUGAAUCAAAAGAGUCAUGUCAGACAGUCUAAAAUUAUACACAGAGGAUUUCCUUGAAGGGCAUUUAAAUGUUUAUGUGAAGUUAGGAAUAGAAUGUUUGUUUUGUAUUAUACUGAAAGCUGUAGAGGAAAUGAUGCUGCAUAUGGUUUUGAAUCGGAGGACGAAUCUUCAUAUGAAGAAGAAAUUAGUGCAGAGAGCUCUGAAAAUGACACAGCCCAAGCAGAGGAGGAAGCUCCUGAAGAAGAUGGCUCAUCCUCUGAAGAGGAAGAAGAACCAGAACCUGAGGAAGAACCAGAGCCGGAGGAAGAGGAAGAAGAACCAGAACCUGAGGAAGAAGAAGAACCUGAACCUGAGGAAGAAGAACCAGAACCAGAGCCUGAGGAAGAAGAAGAACCAGAGCCAGAGGAAAAAGAACAGGAAGAAGAAGAAGAAGCCCCAGAGGAAUUGACAGAAGAACUUGAGGAAGCAGAAGAAGCACCAGAACUAGAGGAACAGGCUCGAGAGCAGGAGGAAGAAGCUCAGGAAGAGGAAGAAGACAGUAGUUCAUCAUCAUCAUCAUCAUCGUCUUCUUCUUCUUCUGAAGAUGGGUCAGAACAUGAGGAAGAUAAAGGACUUGUUGUUAAUGUGGAAAUUAAAUUCAAAAAGAAACACAAGAAACACAAAAAACCUAAAAAACCUCACAAAGAAUACGUUGAAGUAGACUAUGAAGAAGUUGAAGAAGACUAUGAAUACGAUGAUGAUAAGCCCAAGAAGCCUAAGAAACCUCACGAUGAUACGAAGCCUCAGAAACCUCAUAAGGAACCUAAAGGCAAUUAUGAAGAGCAACCAUUUGAUGAUACGAAGCCUCAGAAACCUCAUAAGGAACCUAAAGGCCAUUAUGAAGAGCAACCUUUGGUUCCAGUAGAACAAAUGGAACAAGUAAUGUUAGUGGCAGAGCGCUUCCAACCGACUGUAAGGCCUUUUCCCGACUUCUCUGCUGAAGCAGAUGUUACAGUUCUAAGAGAAUGUAUGAAAGGAACAGGAACUGAUGAAGACAGGAUAAUAAAUCUGAUCAGUCAUAGAUCCAAUUCUCAACGUCAAGAGAUUGAAAAAUUCUUUAAGACCAUGUGUGGCAAGGAUUUGAUAGAAGAUUUAAAAAGUGAAUUGGGUGGAGAAUUACGUGAGGCUGUAAUGGCUUUGUUUAAAUCACCAGCUUAUUAUGAUGCAUGGUCUUUACAUAAAGCACUAGAGGGUGCAGGAACUAAAGAUGCUGUAUUAAUAGAAAUACUGUGUACCAGAAAUAAUGAGGAGAUAAAUCUUAUUAAGGAAUCUUAUUUAAAGAAUUAUGGUAAAACUUUAGAAGAUGAUAUUAAAUCUGAUACUAGUGGCUAUUUUAAAAGACUCCUUGUAUCAUGUUGUCAGGCUAACAGAAAUGAGUUGACUGAAGAGCAGAUAGAGUGUUUGUUAGCAAAUGGUCCAGAAUCUAUAAUAGAUAGAGAUUUGGCUAUCCAAGAUGCUAAAAAACUUUAUGCUGCUGGUGAGAAGAAAUUUGGAACUGAUGAAUCAGCAUUUAUUCAAGUCCUGGCAUUGAGAAAUGUCUUUCAACUCGAUGCUAUGCAGUAUGAGUAUGAACAGCUUGCUGGAAAGGAUUUGCUAAAGUCAAUUGACAGUGAAAUGUCUGGUGAUAUAGCUCGAGGUCUAAAGGCUAUUGCGCUAUAUGCAAGAAGUAGCCUCACGUAUUUUGCGAAUAUUUUACAUAAAGCUAUGAGUGGUGCUGGUACAAGUGAUUCAACAUUAAUCAGAGUAAUAGUGUCGAGAUCUGAGUAUGAUCUUGGAGAUAUAAAAAGAGAGUAUGAAAACUUAUAUGGUAAACCAUUGUCGGAGGCCAUUAAAUCCGAUACCAGUGGUGAUUACAGAAAGCUUCUACUUGCCUUGAUCAAUUAGUAAAAAUUUAGAAAUUUUUGAACCAUGAACUGAGCCCCAAGCCCUUCUCUUGUUCUUCUUUUUAGGGCAGACGUUCUUUGAUAAAAAAAAAAAAGCCUAAGGCUCUGCCAAUUCAAAUACGAUUGACACGAACUUGGCAUGUUUGUUCCUUGGACAAUUGUGCAUUAAUUUUUGAUGACGUCGCAAUAAUAAAGAUGGCUGUGAAGACGUCAUGCUUUGUUUCUGGUCCACGGUACGUCGGUCCAUGUUAUGUUACUGUUUAACAGGUUAAUAUUGAGUAUUUACUAUUUAAAAUAGUAUCUUGUAUAUAAUUGUACACAUUAAAAACAUCAAAACUAUUCUAUGGAUAGCAAUUACUGUAUUUUAAUCGGAGUAUAAUACUGAUAGUCAGAAAUAUAUACCUAUUACUUUCAGGAUUCAUAAGGUUUUUACUAAUUAAAAUUUAAUGAAGUGGUUACUUCUGUUAAAAUUAACUUUAAGUAUAUAUAUUAUUGUUAGCCUUAAGAGUACAUAAUCAUUAUAAUAAUUAUGAAUUUAAUCAAUCUGGUUAAAACACAGAUCCUAUUUCGUUUCGUUUUUAUAGUUCAAAAUUUCGUUUUACUUGUCUUUACUACACUUGGAUCUGGAAGAGUUGUUAUUAAACACGUUUUCUGAAUGGUGUCAGGGAUAAGCCAAUAAAAUGAUCUGUUACGGUGAGCUUUAGGCGUGUUUUUCACGGAACUGUUGGUAAUCCACUAGUAACAUCAAUGCUGAUUGGUUAAUCAAAUGUCUGACGUCAUAGGGUGAUAAGUCGGACUUUUGACCCCUGACGUGACCUAUAGCUAUAACUUGUCAGAUCUUCAUGUAGUGUAGGCCAUCGAAAGUAUAAAAAAACGAAACAAAAUAUAGAUCUGUAUUUUAAUCAGAUUGGAAUUUAAUCAAAUGGUUAAACUCCUUAAUUAAGUGGAUUCCCUAAUGUUUUGAUUUUACAUACAUUUUGUUCUUUCUGACUAUAUCAGUAUUAUGCUUGAAAACAAGAAGUUUGCAGCUCCGAUCAAAAUACUAAAAAAUAGAUAUUUUGUUACAUAUUAUCUUUAAAUUUUUCUAAUAUUGUUUAACAAUUUAAUAUUGAGCGUUAAUAUUUUUCUAGAUUUUGUAAGCAAAUAUCUAUAUUGGGCAUUCUAUUGUUAGAAAUAUUUAUCAUAUUUUCUUUUCUACAAGAGCAGGUACCAAUCUCUAUUUUUUAAUAUUUAUAGGCUGUGCAUUUUUUUUUUACACAAGAAAGGGUAUAUAUGGUUUUUUGUAUGUUAUAUUAGUAUUUUCUUUUCUACAAUUUAUAUUUUGUAUUAGUAUUUUCUUUGCUACAAGAACGAGUGAAAUACUGCAAUCUAUAUUUUAUUCUGCAGUAGGUGUAUAUACAUGUACUUGCCAUUCUGAGAUUUACAAUGCAACAUAAGCAUUUUAUACACUUAUUUUUAAACAGGCAUAUUAUAUGGUAGAGUGUUGCCCAUUCAUCCUGUAAACUUCUCCAUCUUCAUUUGUUCAGUUCAUGCAGAAAUGGAGGAUGUUAAACCCCAAUUGUUGUGAGCUUGUGAAAUCAGUUAGCCCUGCUCUCCAUGUAAGCAUUUCCUUUGGCGAAACAGUUGUUUUAAUGCAAAUUUAAUCGCUCUGAUUCCAUGUCAACAUUUGCGCAAGCAGAGAAAUAGUUACCCCGAUGAGCAACCAUUUUUUCACGUCUACUAUGCACCCGAUGCCCAACCGGAUGUUAAUGUUCAACUUCUAAGUCAGUCAUUGCGAUUGGCUCUUGUUGCUGCAUGUUCAGCUUGAAAAUGAUAGAUUUGUUAAUGUUAUUUCAAAACGGUCGUGAUUAAAGGAAAACAAUGUCAGCCUCCUUGCUGUAGAGAGAAUCCUUCUUUUGUAUUUUAUAAAGUCUUGAACUAGAAGUAGUAAAUUCUAAAAUUGUGACUUAUAUUUAAAAAAACUGUUUUCCCUAUUUUGAGGUUGUCUCCUAUUUUGCAUUUCAAUAAUUUUUAAUUUAAUAAAUAUUUCAUCUGUUAAUUUGAGAGUAAUGAAUUUGUGAAAUGAAUAAAUCAAUACAGUUUUUUUUUUGUGGAUUUUGAUUGCUAAUGAUGUGCACUACCUAUUUUUGGACAGUUUCAAUAGGUUAUUCCUAACCGCAGUAUUUUGGCUAAUUUUUUUACUCGGACACUCUAUAAUCUGUAUAAAAAAAAGCAAGCACAAGGAGUGUUUGGUAGCUUCAUUGAGCAGGGGUCAAGGUUAGUGUUAGGUCAUCAGUGUUUCAAAAGUAUUUUCAGGGUAAUUAUAAUUCAUAAAUACACUAUUUACAAGGUAAUCUUUAUUCGUAAACACUGUGGUUAUGAAUAACUUUAUUUGUAAACAACAUUUAUUGGGUUUUAAACCCGACUCAAAAUUUAAUAUAGUUCUGAAGUUUCCUUGGAUCAUUUUGAAAGUUUUAUUGUUGAUACCUACAUUAUCUUUAAUGUUUUUAAUUUAUUUAUUAGGGUAAUAAAAAUGUGAAAUGAUGGUACAUAUUUCUAUGCAUCACCUUUUUUGACAAGGCAAAAGGGUACUAAGAAUGUAAUAUUUGUAAUAUGAUUUCUUUUAAAGGAGCUAAACCUCUAACUCAAUAUUAUCUAUAAUCUUUAACAUUUAAAAAAUAAAUUAGAAUUUAAUAUUGGUCCAUUUCAAUCAAUAUUUAUGUUGUUAAUCUAACCAUGAAAAUGUGGGCUCCUGAUAUCCAGUUAUUAAGAAUCAGAUAUUUUAAAAUCAUUGAGUGACAUCAUUUUCUCUAUGGUCUCAAGCAUCAUUAGUAAUGAGGUACCUUGAUGAACAAGACAAAACACAUCCCACAAGUCAGUGCCUAAGUGAAAUGUCAAACCAUACUAAUCAGGUAUUUUUGGGAACAUGAUUAGAAAUUAUAAUAAGACUGAAUGUAAAUUACAUUAGUGUGUUUUUCGACCCAUUUUGGGGUUCCAAAGAGUAGAGGAUUAGCUCCUGUAAUUUGUUGCUGUUAUGUAAUAGGAGAAUUUUUAUACAGAUAAUUACAUAUACUAUACACAUUUCACUUUUAUUUCGAAUAAACGUAUAUACAUAAAGUU